UGCAUUUUGCAUCCUUAAUCUUAAUCUUGUACGUGUGAGUAAAAUUUAUUUUCUAAGAGAAGUGCAAGCAGAUGACAAGCCAAGUUAACAGCCAGAACAAUGGAACUUCCAUUGAUCGUAGUCAAGUAAAAAUUUUGUUGUGUGACCGCAACGCUGAGAGUUGUGAAGAGGUUUCGACCCUACUGACAGCAUGCUGUUAUCAGGUAAUUUCGGUUGGCUCAGCUGUGAAGGUUGUGGAUGCUCUCAAUGAAGAGUGGUCUUCAAUUGAUAUUAUACUUGCUGCAGUUGACCUCCCAAUAGAAUCAAGCAUUGAGAUGCUGAAGUAUAUCAUGCAAGAUAGACAUUUCAAAUGUAUUCCAGUGAUCAUGCUGUCAACAAACCAUGAGUCCUCUUUUCUUCUCAAUUUCUUAAGAUUGGGGGCAACUGAUUACCUGGUCAGGCCAUUAUGCAUCGAUGAGAUACUGAACUUGUGGAUGCACUGCUGGAGGCAGCCUAAGGAACUUGACUGGUUGCCACAGAACAAUUUGCAAAUUUCAAGUGAAGACAGCAGCAAUAUCUUCGUCUAUAAUGACACAGAUGAAGAGUUCCUAGAGAAUACGAUGCAAACGUUGUGUGUAUCAAAAAGGAACUAGCAAGAUUAGCGGAAAUUUAUAUUGCAAAUACACGAUAGCAUAUAUGUGAAGUUUUAAUCAAGUUGUUCUCUGAAAAAAUGAGUGUGUGCUCCAUCAAUGAAAUCAAAGGCCAUCUCAGGUCCAAUGUUGCUAUAUAAAUUGUGAUACCUUUAUCCUCCCCCA
Molecule: messenger RNA, 794 nt
Organism: Rosa chinensis
Lineage: Eukaryota; Viridiplantae; Streptophyta; Magnoliopsida; Rosales; Rosaceae
Product: two-component response regulator-like APRR1
Exons: 4
Coding region: 72-632 (186 amino acids)
Biological process (GO): cytokinin-activated signaling pathway; phosphorelay signal transduction system
Source: RefSeq, a predicted model, not a curated record